AUGGUGGAUGAUCGACAGUGGUGCGACGACGCACAUGACGCCGCACCGAGAAGACUUUGUAGCUACAAGGACAUGGUGACAAGCAUUGAGGUGACCAUCGCGGAUGGCAAGAAGAUCCGUGUUGGAGGAACUAAGUCGGUGUGCUCAAAGGACAAUGAAGGCAAGCGCAUUCGGAUGUUGAGCGUCCUCCACAUCUUGGACUUGAUCGACGACUGCUGUCAGUUGGUAAGCUUGCAAAACGCGGACUCGACGUUGAGUUUGAGCGCACAUCGUGUCACCCCGGGUUGGAAGUUUGGCAAGUCCUACACGCUGGGACGUUGA
Peronospora matthiolae is the source of this 321-nucleotide messenger RNA. NCBI's taxonomy places the organism in Eukaryota, Oomycota, Peronosporomycetes, Peronosporales, Peronosporaceae. The record is from the annotation of a GenBank genome assembly.